UUUUAUUUCCUGAUUUUUAAUGGUACAAUCACAGUACUGUGUUGUGUACACAUGUACAUGUUUCAAGUUUCAAUAGGCCUAUUACAACAAACAAAACAGACUUUGCAACAAUGACCUGAAAACAAAUGUUUCAUAGCUUGAGCAUUUAUUUAUUAUUAUUUGUUACAAUUAUUAUUCAGACAUUUAUCAAUUGUCAAUUCACUUUCAUUAAAUACAAUGCUGAUAACUGUAUACACGUUGUAGAAUCAGAAAAUUACUGCAACUGAAUAAAAUGUGAUUAUACAUCUCAAGUCUUUCCUCUCAGUGGUUAAAUGUUUACUGCUGACAUCUAAUUUGCCUGCGUGUCACUGCCCCAAACUAAAACAAUGACAUCACUGGAUUCGAUCUUCUAUUUUCCUCAGAGCAAAGAUCAAAUGAAACUCGCCGCUCAGCAGGUAAGACUGAUAUGACUUUACUAUGUGUUCUGGUAACCAGCUUAGAGUAUAUGAGUUAAGAAAGAAGUAAGAAACUAAAAUUACUGAUACAUAAUCAUUUAUUUCUUUACCCGGUGUAUUGUCUGUCAGAGCUUUAUUUGAUUGGUUUUCAUUUGAAGCUGCACUAUUUGGUUUAACAAAUGUAAUAUAGAAUUUAUGUCUAUACAAUACACUUCUUACUAUAAUAUCAUAUAAAUACUGUACUAUCAACUAUUAUCAGCACCCUUGAAAUAUGAGCAAAGAAGGCUGUAAAAAUAAAUCUGCAUUGUUUCUCGUUUUGAUCUUUUAUUUAAAAACCAUUAAUCUGCCAUACUGGAACUUCAAACGGCACUGGGGUCUAUGGCCAUAUGAUAUGAAAAAGAGUUUUUUGGCAGCAAUAACACAAGAUAGGUUUGGUGCACACAGGGAUACAAAAGUUCCCCAUGUCCACAGUUAAAUAUACCACCAGAUCUUCAUUGUUGUGGACCUACUUUUAUACCAGAGGUUCAAUCUUGAUACAGUACACGGCAUCAUGUAUUAUAUCAAAUACCAACGGAUAUAAAAAUCAAAACCUGACUUGCUCUUAUAGAAAUAUUAUAAUGGGUCGUGGUUGGUCUUUCAUCGGCACAUUGGUUCAAAACGAACAUCCUCAAAAAAUAAGUCAAUCAAUCGUGCCACAGCCAUCCCAGUUCCCUGACCUGAACCCUAUAGAAAACGAGUGGGAUGAACUGAAGAAGAGGGAGGAGCAACAUUUGAAGGAUCUGGAGAAAUUCUUUAUGGAGGAAUGGACUGGGAUGACUCUCGAUGUAAUCUCAAACCUCAUCGCACCGAAAAGAAAACACUCAGAGCUGUUUUUCUUAUCAAUUGAGGUUGCGGAGUGUAUUAAAUAUAGGGUGCCAAUAAUUGUGGCCAACAUGUAUGGAAGAAAAAAUGUUUUUUACAAUGUGAUAUAGUCCCACUACUUCAAAUUGUUUUCCUCCAAGGAAAUGUUGGAAUUUUGUAGAUUUUUAAAAUAAAAGAUCAAAACGAGAAACAAUGCAGAUUUAUUUUUAAAACCUAUUUACCAAGGGAGCCAAUAAUAGUGGAGGGCACUGUACACUGUAAAAACACGAACAUCACGUAACUGUAACACAAGGAAAUGUUGGUGUUUUACAUAAGGCCAAAAGGUCAAACUAUUUACAUAACGUCAAAACAAACAAGUUACGCCGAGAUCUUUUAGUCUUAAUGAUGUUUAAUCUGAUAUGUAUUAUUUAUUUAUAUUUAUUGAAUUUGUAAACAAGUCUUAUAUACAUUAAUCACACAAAAAGACAUUUUAAUUACGGUUUACUUUAUCUUUGGACUGCGCACUGUAUGCAUUGAACUAUAUAUCCCUGCUUGUUGAAUGAAUGCUCCAGUUGCACACCAUGUAUAAAAACACCUAUCGGGGUGGGGGAGAACAAUUUUGCAACUUGUUAUUUUUUCAUCUUUUAAUUGACUUUGUGUUGAAGCAAACUGGGAAUGUCUAUGGCCCUCUUCAGUGCUAUUUCAGAGAUAUUUAAAGAUCUACUUCAUGAAGACUUUUCAACGUUUAUUUUAAAGUAUACCAUAUUGAUUCAACUAUGCAAUAUUCCUCUUUAUUAUUCAAACAACAGCAGAUGCUGCACAUCUCAAAAAUCAUCUCUGUCCACCAAUAAUCCACUAUCACAUCCGAUUCUAAUAACAGACGCACUGAGCAUUACUAUGGUACUAUUUAUACCCGUGCUUGUACUACUCUGGGGUAAGUACUUGUAUCUCAUUAUAAAUCCUAAACAGUUUUGUAGAAGAAAAAAUCAAUGAACUUGUCUGAUGUUCAAAUAUUUUGGUAAAUGUAGAAAUUGAAUACCAACAGAAACAUUUAUGAAAGGGAUGGUUCACCCAAAUAUAAAAAAAAAUCUUCUUUUGUGUUCACCAGAAUGAUGAAAAGAAUUAUUUUUUUGGUAUUAAUUGUCACUUUAAUAAAAAAACCUUUUCUUCAUAAUCCUGAUGUAUAUCUGAGUGUAACCACUUCCUGAAUGAGAAAAAGAGUAGGGCGGUGCCAGUGUUGGCUUUUUGUCCUUUAACUACUGCAGGCCGACUACGAACGCUGCACUUAGAAUAUCCAAGUACUGCAAUGAAUUUCACUGAAGCUCGAAACGUAUGCCAGAGUAAAUACACUGACCUUCUCACGGAUUAUAAUGAGCAAAUCAAUAAGGAACUAGUUGAAGAGCUGUUAGAAAUAACUCAUUGGGAAGUCCACAGUGUGAAAUGGUCGGAUGGUGCUGCUGUCACAGUUUUCAAGUUAACGGGAAAUUGUGUCAGUGAUUGCUGUGCUGCUAUGAAAGCUGAUAAAGAGUGGGAAUCUGUUCAAUGUAAUAAAACGAAACCCUUCAUGUGUUUUGAUAAAGGCUCUACAGAAUACAAGUUAAUUGAGGAGAGCAAAUCCUGGAAUGAAGCUCAGAGGUUCUGCAGACAAAAUCACACUGAUUUAGUCAGUAUCAGAAAUGAGAGUGAUAAUGAGGAGGUUAAAAAGCAAUCCUCUACGGAAAAUUUCUGGAUUGGUCUACAGCACAGCAAGAUCAACAAGUCUUUUACAAACUUUGCCAAUCAGAGUUUUUGCAUUUAUCACGAAGGAAAGUGGAUUCGAAGUAUAUCUGAGGUCCAUGCUGUAUGCUACAUAGAUUCGUUUGUGUCUUUGUCAGAAAGUCUCAUUCACAUGAGCACUCAUGAAAUGUCCUGGGAAGGCGCUGUGGAUUACUGCAAUGCUUCUGGUCUACUGCGCAUCGAGUCCAAAGACGAUCAGAUAGAAACAGAGAAAGAAUUACGAAAAAAGAAUAUUUCUGAACCGGUGUGGAUCGGACUUCGACAGAGUCGACUUUUUGGUUUCUGGAUGUGGGUGAAUGGACUUCACGUGGGACCCUGGACUAACUGGAAAGGAGGACGUCAGCCAGAACAUCAGAUCUCUCAUCACUGUGACGUCAUGGAGAAGGUGGACGGCACAUUCAGGUGGACUGAUAAAGACUGCAGAUACAGGUUUAGAGUUGUAUGUGAGAUACGCUAAAUUAUACAUGAUUCUGUUAAUUGCUUUGCUGUGCUUAUAUUUUCUGUUUUAAAACCAAUUCCUGAAGUAUUGUCCACUCUUUUUUUCUUUAUAAAUCUUAAUAAAUCAAUUAAUUAAUAAUCAUUUUCUUAAAAUAUACUGUAUCCUAAAUGGACAAUCCAGGUAUUUAACAACAGCAUAUCUGAAAGGCAUAAAUGGUUUCAUAAAUGAUAUUCUCUGAUAUGUUGACUUAUUGUUAAUAUUGUUUAUGCAUGUCGACUCCUUUUAUGAUGCUAAAUUUUAGACUUGAAAUAUUGAUAUCUUUUUAAUCCCAUCUUUAUCACACAAAAAUAAAAAAAUCUAUCAUCAUUAAUUCGCCCUCAUAUUGUUCAAAACCUGAAUGUGACUCAAGACAUUUUUUGGUUAAC
This is a messenger RNA of Triplophysa rosa, 3914 nucleotides long. Its product is annotated as asialoglycoprotein receptor 1-like. Bases 2581 to 3507 code for a protein of 308 amino acids. The transcript is spliced from 4 exons. The record is from RefSeq and is a predicted model, not a curated record. Lineage: Eukaryota; Metazoa; Chordata; Actinopteri; Cypriniformes; Nemacheilidae.